GUAUUUUUCAUGCUUUUUCAGCAAAUACAUAUGCACUCUAUUUGUUCUGCUUGGCCCUUGAGGACAAACCAUUUCGGGAAAUUUUCGGUGCGUGCAGAGGACGAAGCGGAGGGCAGCCAGUGUGUGUGUGUGAAGUGAUCUUGAUAUCAAUCUUCUCACAACUGAUCACGUUAGGCGGACGAUUCAAAAACAAGAUCAUGACUAGCCUUGGUCAUUUAUGUGAUAGAGCCGAAGAUCCAACCUUGGUGUUUUUGUUUCCGAGGGAGCAGUUUCUGGACCAUGUGAUCGAGCAACACGGACGGCACGUACUCGAAGAUCUUUAUCAGCUUGGCUUAGGCAUCUGGCGGUCGCAUCGAUCAACAGCGUGACGGAGAUCUGACUGUUUCCAUGAAGUAAAACGACAUUGAUCUUCUAUUCAGGGAUAAUGUCGAAAGACUGAAGAUCAUCUUAUGUGCACGACAUGCUUCAUCCUAGGUCUCCAAUUGAAUUACACCCGUUCUUUACCUUGCUAAUUUCAAUCUCGAAUUCUGAUUCGCAGUCUCGUUGGUGCUUUUCAUUUGCAUUCGCGAUGUCUCUUCAUAUCGAUAGGCAUUAGUUUAUUCGAGCACACUUGUAGAUCAGAUUUUUGUUUCUUUCGAGUUUCGGUUUCAAGCAAUUGCCAGUACAGUUUUCGAGAACAAUAGGUCUACUACAACGUGUGGCUCCACAUUGGGUUUAGGGUUUAGGGAAGAUGGUGCGGUGCCG
This is a messenger RNA of Amoebophrya sp. A120, 744 nucleotides long. Lineage: Eukaryota; Dinophyceae; Syndiniales; Amoebophryaceae. The record is from the annotation of a GenBank genome assembly.